AUGCUGCGCCAUCUGCCCUCCAGGCUGCCAGCCAGGAUGUGGAGCAGGAUUUCGGAGAAGCAGUCAUGGAGGGACAACAGUCAGGCCCCUUCCCUGUGUCUUAUCCAUAAACUUGACCACAUUGUGAUGAUAGUAAAGAGCAUAGACACCUCUAUGUUUUAUUCUCAGAUCCUGGGCAUGGAGGUGAUGACUUUCAAGGGAGACCGGAAAGCAUUGUGUUUUGGAGACCAGAAAUUUAACCUCCAUGAGGCGGGAAAGGAAUUUGAACCCAAAGCCGCUCACCCAGUUCCUGGCUCCCUGGAUACAUGCUUGAUCACGCCUUUGGAGGAAAUGGUCCAGCACCUCGCGGCUUGUGAUGUCCCCAUUGAGGAGGGCCCAGUCCCCAGAAUGGGGGCAAAAGGGGGCAAAAGUAUGUCCACCUACUUCCAAGACCCUGACAGAAACCUGAUUGAGGUGUCCAACUACAUCUCCUUGUGAUGGAGGCUAGCUCUCUGCCAUCUUGUCCCCUGCUAUGUCGCCCUCUCCCUUCCUUCCUGCAAACCCUCGCCCAGGGCCAGAAACCUCUAAGGACUGAGGACUUAGGCACUUCACACAUCCUGCUGGAGGAUCUGAGGCAGUUUGGGGAC
Eubalaena glacialis (North Atlantic right whale) is the source of this 626-nucleotide messenger RNA. RefSeq names its product glyoxalase domain containing 5 (gene GLOD5). NCBI's taxonomy places the organism in Eukaryota, Metazoa, Chordata, Mammalia, Artiodactyla, Balaenidae. The record is from RefSeq and is a predicted model, not a curated record.